AUGCUCCUGUACGGCUGCACCGACAUCGCCUUCGCGCCGCACGGCGCGUACUGGCGCGGCGCGCGCAAGAUGAGCGUGCGCCACCUGCUGAGCCCGCCGAGGGUGCGGGCCUACCGCGCCGUGAGGGAGCGGGAGGUGGAGGCGCUGGUCCAACGAGUUCUAGAGCAGGUGUGCCGCGGCGGCGGCGUGCGCCUGAGCGAGCUCCUGAACGAUUUCGCCAAGGACGUGGCCGGGCGGAUCGUGCUCGGACUGCGCGCCGCCGGGGACAACGGGUGGCGCGCCAAGGUGGACGCGCUGCUGGAGGAGACCAACGUGCUGCUCGCCGCCUUCCACAUCGGCGACUACAUCCCGUGGCUCUCCUGGGUGAGCCACGUCGACGGCACGGACGCCAGGGUUAGGAUGGCGUUCCAGAGGAUCGACCGGAUCCUCGACGAGAUCGUGGACGCGGCUGCGACCAGAGAGACGCCAUUGUCGGAAGAAGAAGCGAGCGACGAUGCUUUCAUCCAUGUGCUGCUGUCACUGCAGCAGGAGGAACCAACUCCAACUGCUGGGACAGGAGAGUGGCGAUUCAGCAGGGACAACGUGAAGGCUCUCUUAGAGGACUUGUUCGGAGCCGGGACAGAGGCCACCAUCAUCGUCCUGGAAUGGGCCAUGGCAGAGCUGCUCCGCAACAAGGGAGUCAUGCAGAAGCUGCAGCGCGAGGUGAGACAAGCUCGGAGCACCAGCAGUAACGACCAUGGCAACAUUGUUGGCGAACAAGAUCUGGCCGGAAUGGAGUACCUGAGAGCAGUGAUCAAGGAGACGAUGCGGCUGCACACGCCGGGGCCCCUGCUGCUUCCGCACAAGUCCAUGCAGGCCACUCGAAUCAGCAGCCACGGGUACGACGUCCCCAGCGACACCAUGGUGAUCGUGAACGCCUGGGCCAUCGGAAGGGACCCGGAGGCAUGGGAGUCGCCGGAGGAAUUCCGGCCGGAGAGGUUCGUCGGCAGCGGGGUGGACUUCCGGGGCCAGCACUUCCAGCUGAUACCGUUCGGCGCGGGGCGGCGGAUGUGCCCGGGCGUCAACCUCGCCAUGUCCGUGGUGGAGCUCGCGCUCGCCAACCUCGUCGCUCGGUUCGACUGGGCCGUGCCGGAGGGCGAGGUAGAGCUGGACAUGGAGGAGACGACCGGGUGCACGGCGCGGAAAAAGGCUCCACUCUGCGCCGUCGCCACGCAGCGCUGUUUCAGCUAG
Messenger RNA from Miscanthus lutarioriparius, 1230 nucleotides. Lineage: Eukaryota; Viridiplantae; Streptophyta; Magnoliopsida; Poales; Poaceae. The record is from the annotation of a GenBank genome assembly.